This is a messenger RNA of Lineus longissimus, 8235 nucleotides long. RefSeq lists its product as uncharacterized. Gene Ontology annotation, molecular function: protein binding; guanyl-nucleotide exchange factor activity. The record is from RefSeq and is a predicted model, not a curated record. Gene Ontology annotation, biological process: actin cytoskeleton organization. The coding region runs from base 110 to 7300 and encodes 2396 amino acids. Lineage: Eukaryota; Metazoa; Nemertea; Pilidiophora; Heteronemertea; Lineidae. The transcript is spliced from 19 exons.
AGUGACAAGUCUUCGCCAAAAUCAAGCUAUGGACUACUAUCACAUACAACGCACAUGCCUCAAUGACAAGUUUAUAUAUUUACAUAUUUUUCGCAGCUAAGAACAACGCAUGUCAAACCAGGCUGAGAACAACAGUCAAUCGUCGCAUUUAUCAGGUCAAACGUGUGAAAAAACACAAAGCAAUGUAGGUGAUGAAGUACAAUCGAAGGGAAGCACAGUUCGCGCACAUGAUGGGAAAGAGGCUCCACACUCGAGAGAUACGAGGAGUGGCGAUGGUGAUCCCAAGUUAAUCCAAGGUGAUGAAAUCUGUACAGUCAUUUCUGAGGAAGCUUCCGCGCAACCGGACCCUUGCAGAAGAAUAGGAAGGGUUGGUGCCUUCAAGGAAGAUCAACCAAGAGAUUUUCACCCUCAUCGCGAAAUUACGGAGGAGGGUUUCUUACGUGGAGAAUUGGAGAAUAACAGGAACCCGAAUGUGGAUGAUUCGGAAGGUGGAAUCUUUUCAAGGACUACCACUGACUUUGCGAGCACAACUUUGGACGAUCAGGACACUAAUCUAAAUGGUUUGGGGAAAGAUAGUAGCGGGAUAUCUCAUGCAAAACGUUUGUCAAAAUGCCAAGAGAGCUUGGCCAUUCGCCCCAUUAGUCUGGGUUCACCUAUAAAUGAACAAUGCGACUCGGAAGCAGUUAGAGACUGCAGAGAUGAAAAGAGUGAAUGCAUAGUUGCAUCCGCUGGAGAAACUCAGGGGGGCCUGGUAGAUGCUGCCACCACGCGAGAAGGUCACGUGAGCACUGAAAGAACCUCAACAGACACAGGGAGUUCCAAGCGUGCGGAGGAUAGAGCCAGAAAAGCAAGUAAAGGCUUUAAAAGUGCUGUUUCCCCGCCAAAAGAACCAAAGAGCGCGUCUGAAAGGCUCUUCCAGAGACGAGGCAAUCGUAGCCUCUGUUUACCCAAGCGCCCGGAUGCGUUGGAGCUAAAUUUAACUUGCUUUGCUUGGAAGGAAUGCCAAGAAAACCACCACCAGCAUCAACCAGGUAGAGGAGGUGGAUACAGUGGCCUCGAUACACAGCCUAGCUUUGCAAAUUCUUGUGAAUAUCAAUUGAAUUCGUUGGAGUGUAAGCAAACAGGAAUAGGUUCAGCCUCACCAGAUCAAACAUUUAACUACUCAACACCAGCAGAAUCAAUAGGAAUCUGUUCGGGAGUAGAUAAGAAAUUAGAUCGGCAAGAACUCGCGAGUUCUGCGGAAGGAAUCGGGUUGGAUUGUGAGGAAAACCGCCAGGAUGAAUUUCCGAAGUUCCGCGAGAGAGUUCGGGGUUAUUCGGGAAGUUUUAAGUCGGAAAGACACCAUGCUGAGUCAGGAUUUUCACACGAUUCGGAUACAUGUACCUAUGUGAAACAACGCGCGUUCUGUCUAAUUGCUGGUGGGCAGAACUUCGACUCUGGCAAAGUGACGGAAGGUAAUGUGUGCGGCAGUAAUGAUACUAACUUGAGCAGACAUACACUUGCUUUGGAUAACCUAGGUGUGUUGGAUACAAAUGCUCUUGCGGAAGCAGCAAACAGUAGCGUCAAGCAGCAACACUACCGCUUGAGAAGUGAGAAAUCUGCCUUGAAACCAUCGGGAAUUGAUGAAGAUAAAUGGUACGAUUCAUACGGUUCUACUGAAAGCCACGGACGACGUCGAAAGCUUUCCUGUGCCGGUCUUCGCAAACAGUGCUUUUAUCGACGGAAUAUAGAAGGUAUACCUCGGUGUAGAAGUCUCUCACCAUUAACACUGCGGCGGCCAAGAGAUAUAUUUAACACCAAGCACAUUUGUGAUAAGAUACAGCUCAGUGCUGAGUCUCAUGACGCGGAACUUGCGUACCACAAAGAUUUCUCUCGGCCAGAUGAACAGCAUGCAUGGAGUUAUGAAUUAACGGAUUUAUCAAGGAUGGAUGGUACUAACUCAGAUAUCAUGGCAUCCGAGAAGCGGCCCCAGCUAGGAAGGUCGUAUUCAUUCAGAUCAAGUACUCUGGGAAGGAUACGCAAGAAAAGAUCACAUAGUUUGGAGUCCGCGAAAAGCGUUGAGGAUAGCUUAGGAUUAGUUACUGCGGAGCGGCCUCAGCCUAUUGCUACUGAUGUCGAACAGGAUAAAUCCAAUACGGCCGGUGUCCGGGCGAAACCAAAACUGCCGAGUUUUCAGGAUCUUGAGGUAGACACGGGAGUAAAAGGUGAUCCGGAUAUGGAAGAACUCAAGAAGAUGUUGGAUGUCUUGAAAGUUGAUUUUGUACGGAAGUACAGCCGUGACCCUCGGGGUACUCCUGGUACAUCAUCGCCGGUAUCGGGCCGAGUAUCUCCUCGGUCGUCACCAUCAUCGUGCCAGUCAUCCCUGUCGGACCUUCAGGCCAGGUUGAAUAGCAUUAAACUCCUCACUAAUAAGCUCAGGGUGAAGCAUGGCGGGCCUCCUCUGGCUGAUUCUCCUACCAAAGAAGUACCCCUACACGGCAUUGGGGACGAAACAGCGAUUACCAAAUCUAAGUCCGUUGACGAUAUUCCUGAGGAAGAGCAACAGGAGGAAAUGCCGAUCAGGCGGACGAGAAGUGCAAGAGAUCAGGAGAUCAAGGAGGAACCUCUCAACUCGCCAGACUUGUCCGAAAAUUUAGAUGCGGAGCUUAGUUUGGUCACCGCAGGGCGCAGGGAUGGCCAUGCACCGAGGGACAGGCCUGGUUCACCGUUUCAGACAGCUUUGAGUGAGAGCUUUGAGCAGGCGGAUCCAGGUGGCCCACCUUUCCGUAUCUCCACAAGCCCAUCAAUUCUUCUUCCCGGGGAUCUCUACCCCGAUAGCUCUCUGAAUGAGAUCGCUGCACAGCCGCGGUUCAGACGGGUCAAGGACACGAGUGUUUUCACCAAGCAGACUGUCGUCCACAGGAAGGUCUCGCCUGGUGCUGGUGGAGGUUUACAGCGCCAAAUCAGUGUGGAGUCAACAGGGGUACAAAGUGAACACGAGGAAUGUCUACCGCAGGUCGAAAGUAAUGAUGAUGGAGAAACUAAGACAGGUGGUUGUAACACUCGUGAUAUUAACGUGCAGGUUUUGGAUAGCGAUGCAAAUUUGGACAAGGAUAGCUUGCAAGAUGUCAGCCAGGACACGGCAUCUUCCAUCUCCGAUCUAUCUUCGGUCGGGGCUGGAGAACGAAAAUCAGGUGAAUAUACAUGUACUACUGUAAUCAGCGAUAGUGUUGGAGAUAUUUCUGAACGCGCGCAAGCGAUAGACCGACGGCCGGAGUAUCGUUUAAGUUCAGAGGAUGAAGGACUAGGUAUUACGGAGUCCGAUGCAUCAACUGAAAAUGUGAGCAGAGAGAGCGGUGUAGGCAAGGGUGGAAUUUCGUGGAGUAACUGGACGGAAGUCAUUCGCCCCAAGGCAAAGGUUCAAAACGUAUCGAUUGCUGAACAGUUCAAUAUGAUUGCGAAGCAGAAACUGGCACAAGCUGAAGAGAUGGAGGGAGAGGAUACCGACCCUGAGGCAACACCAGAGUGCCAAAGAACACCAAGAAAAUCUCGCAGGACGGUUACACACCCUACGUUCUCGUCAGCCAAUCAUCCUAUGAGAGGAGAGGUUGGCUCCUUGGACAGUAAUGGCUUAGGUUCUUUACUUCAUCGUCCUUUCUUAGGGGUGAGUAGUUCAGCUGGUGACUUGAGCCGUACCCGUUGUGAUGUACCACUAGUAGACAUUGGGAUCGCCCCAACGAGCAAGGAAAGCUCAGACUCGGAGCAACCUACAUAUGUUGUCACCUCGGAGCCGUUUGAUAGCGAAAAAACUGAUAAGAAAUGUACGAAAUCACCGAAGACUAAAUCAAAAAGUGACCCUAUGCAACAGAAGGGCACCGAAUUUGAAUUUCCCAUGGUUAUCAGUGCUGCACAUGCGCUAAGUUCACCUUCGAUUUCCUAUCAAGAACGGCCUACCAGCCCUGAACUAAUCAUCACGGAGGGAAAAUGUGCCAAAAAGUCUUUAUCGGAUAAUUUCCUGGCGCUUCAUGAUAAUGCUGAGGCAAGUGGUGACUCGGCCUCUGAAAGUGCAGACACUUAUAAAGUGCCUAUAUUUGAUCAUAGAACCAAGGGGAAGCCCCCUGUUGGCCCGACUCCUAUACCAGCCCCAAGGAGGGUUUCGAAGAAACAGCGGGCCAAGAGUAACGUUGAGAUACCACAGGGAGACAAGGAACGUCAUCUUGGCACUACUGGUACGUGCAGUGAUGAUGACAGUGGUGUUUCUGGGUCAAGAAUCACUGGUCGAUCUAAUACGGCCCCUAAUACCCCGAACACCCAGUCACCCACUGGGUCUCUAGACAGGAAAGCCUCCCGUCUUUCUCCUACAGGGUCCUUGGAUCGGCGCACUUCGAACACAUUGUCUCUCUCAGGGCCUGGGCGAGCGGUCGUAGGGAGGAGUAAAAGUUCAGCAAGUGUAUUUGCGAACGCCGUUAAAAAGAAACAAAAGUCUGGUAAUGGGAGUACCAGUUCUGGAGACAUUACGGAUGCGGAUUUGGCGAGAAAACAGAGUUUCGAUUCGAAGAUAAGUCCUGGUGUUUCGGACCCCGACCUGUUGAAUCCUACCCGACUCUCUACUUGUUCGGCUGGUUCCGGAGAUGGAGACCAGUGGAAUAGGACUUCGCCGUGUGCCACUCCACCCAGGGACAGGAGCCCUCCUUUAGCAUUUAGGUUAGAUAAGCGGUUCCACGUAGUUCAAGAGCUCUACAACGUGGAGAAAGAGUAUGUGGAGACUCUGAGAGUGCUAGUCGAGAAAUACAUGAUUCCAUUAAAAUCCAGUAGCAUAAUCGAUUCAACGCUUGUGGACGACAUAUUCUACAAGGUUCCCGAGAUCUUGAACCACCAUGCUAUCUUCCUGGACUUUCUGGAGAGGGCCUUCCUCAACUGGGACGAAAACCAGACUGUGGGCCAGCACAUUCGUAACACAUUCAGUAAGGAGUCAGUGGUGGACAGCUAUGUGUCCUUUAUAGAGAAUUACAAAACAUCGGAGCGGGUGUUAGAGAAUCUUCUCAACAAUAAGACAUCCUUUCAGAAGUUCAUCGAGCAAUGCCAACGAGAGAAUCGGCGGAAAUUGCCAUUGAAGGCCCUCAUCAUACAACCAGCACAAAGAAUACCUCGAUACGAACUGUUACUAAGGAGAUUAAUAGAGCAUACUCCAAAGGAACACCAGGAUCACCAUCUUCUCCUUGAAGCAGAGAGUGCCAUCCAUGAACUCGCCCUGAAGAUCAACACGGUGAAAGAGACGAAGCAGGAAGAAAUCAUGCAGGAAUCCCUCAAACAACUCGAGAUGUUACUUAUGACUGAUCUUUCUGUGCCCGAGAGAAUGUAUAUAAAACAUGAUAUGGUGACUGUGAUGUCACGAAAGGACCAGUGCUGUUUAUGGCUUUUCUCUGACCUCCUCCUCAUCAGUGCAAUAAAACGGAAAUCAGGGACUGUCAAGAAAGCAUCAAUACGAUUGCAAUCGCCCUCAGGACAGGAUUUUGUUGACAACGUCAAGCACAAAGUUUGGCUUCGGAUAGGACUUGAUGAUGUUGAUAUCAUUAAAACUGGAAGUUUAACUCGAAAAAGUACUGUCGAUAAGGAAGAACUUGAGGACAACUUCUCACUUCUGGGGCAGAUAUUAGAACUGACAAAUAGGCUGACUUGCUCACAUCAGGUUCUUGAGGAAACGAUACGAGACAUGAUGUCUUCGCUACAGCGUCAGCUAUCUGAGCAACAGGGCCGAGCUCAGGAACUUACCAAAUUAGACCUCAUGACAACCACACAGGAAGGGGUGAAUAUAAUCGGCGUCCUGUUCCCAACGAUAGAUAAGAGGUUACAGUGGGAGGCGCUAUUCGCCGAGGCUAAACUAAGACUAGCCUCUUCCACUGACCGCAAACCACCAGACUUCUUACAGUCCUUACCCAUCACCAAAACAAGAGCAGGGAUGCAGUUCUCCUGCGCCGCGCCAAUAGACGGUCUGAACGCAAACAACUACCGCGAUGUGUGGGUGUGCAACAGCGACGGCCAUGUUGGUCACAUGUGUCUGCUGAGCUUGGAGCCAGAACCAAUCGUAACGCUGAAUACACCGGUGCCCGGAUGUAAUUCACGGAUCCUGUGCGUUUGCGCGGUGCCGGCACAAGCUUUGCCUUUUAAACGGAUUGGCAGUUGUAAAGGGUGCCGACGUAAGUCCUGUAUGAUCCACACGCCAACGUCACCGGUCAAAUUGGAGCCGGAUUCCAGCAGUAGUUCAGAUGAUGACUCGUCGUCCUCAGACGAUGAUGAAUUCGGAGAUGGUGCAGAGGCCGAUGUUAAGUCAUCAGAUGAUGAUGAGAAAGGGUGCAAAUCGGGCGCCCUCUAUGAUCCUUACAAGAGCACCAUGUGGUUGGGGACGGAGGACGGCUUUAUCAUGAUAUUCCAAUGCACAGACAACAUCAAAACAACCAGGAAUAAGCUUCGAAUACAACAUGCCGCCAGUGUUCUCAGUAUUGUAUACCUGGACAAUAAAGUGUUUGUAUCCUUAGCAAAUGGAGACCUUAUCAUAUACAGGCGAUUACCAGAGGGUACAUGGAACACGGAUAAACCCGAGACUAAAGGGGUAGGCACGUCCACCACUCCUGUCAACCGCAUGUUGGUAGUGGCAGGGAAACUCUGGUGUGGCUGCCACAGGGAGAUGGUAGUUCUCAACCCGGCAACAUUACAGGUCGAGAGAUCAUUCCUUCUGCCAAGCGAUUCUGACAGGCCAGUCCAUUGCAUGGCGUGUUCUAGUAAAGGAGUAUGGAUAGCAAUACAGAACAGUUCCAAAGUAGCACUCUUCAAUGCAACAAGCUGUGACUUCCUUGUCGAGGUGAAUGUGGCGCAAAUUGUGGCGCAGAAGCUUGCAACUGCUGAUGAUAUCAUUCGUCAGCACAAGACAGCUUGUCUCCGUAUCACAGCGUUGAUGGCUUGUAAGGACCUACUGUGGGUUGGAACUAGUGCCGGGAUCAUCCUAACCGUAGCACUGCCCAUUAUCAGUACAACCACUACAAGGAACAACAUACAGAUGCCGAAUGUCACAGCCCUCGUUCAUGGUCACACAGGUCACGUGCGAUUCCUUACCUGUGUCGAGAUGCCCGCCAAUAGUCACCAAGGAGACGCUGCAAUGCUGUCAAGGAGGGCAUCCAUGACACCUGCAGCCACUACCAUGGCAACCAAGAUGCUGGUCAUCAGCGGAGGUGAUGGUUACGAGGAUUUCCGAGGGAAUCCGAAUGAAGAUGAAAUGACAGGGAAAGACGAUAGCACCAAUCAUUUGCUGCUUUGGCAAGUGUGAAGGACACGUUCAAUUUAUUUCACGUUUCAGUGAAAUACCUAUGCAUUUAUUAUGUUUAUGCAGGUCUCAAUGCACUUUUGUUACGUGAAUGUUAUAUUUAAGCAGGUCUUAUGACUUGUGUGGAGACUACGGAAACAUUUCUAUUCAAAUUCAUUUGGACACCUAGCCAGUGCAGCCCUAUCGACCACCAUGAAUGUUGUUUCGUAAAGGUCGAUGUAAUCAAGAUUUGCCGCGGUAACCCUUUGAUAAGACAAUGGGAAUUUCGGCCUCGGUGUGAGCGGGCUUUGUUUCAAGACAAUAGACCGUGUAUUGGGCUUAGGCCUGAAAUCUUUUAACUGCGAGGUAAGGGGGACGAAAAAUAUGUAAUGACGUCUUGCAAAAUAUCGAAAAGUGUGCUGCAAAAUGUGUUCAUAAUGUAGUGGUACGGUAUGGUGGUUCAGUUAUAGCGCCAGUCGCCUCCUUGUACAUUAAUGUGUGCUGACGACAGUUGUCUUCCACACUGUAUGAGGUCAUACUUAUUGUUUCGGAGCUAUUGUAACAUCAGCAUGUAGUCCUAACAACCCCUGUCAUCAGAGUCGAUGUCGACAAGUAAUUUUGUGUCAUUUUGUGUUAUGGUAACUUUUAUGAGCUUAUUAGAUAAUGCAUGCAAAAGUAUUCCAUGAUCAUGUAGGACCACAUAACAACCAUUAGAAAAAGAACGUUGUUAAAUUAUUUUCAUAUCUCCCACUAAUAUAUGCAAAUCUGUAUGUAAAUUAUCAUUGUUCAUCAUAAUUUUUGCAGAGGGACCCUGUAGUCCCAUUUUUGUGAUUCUUGUGAUUAGUUAGCUGCAGCUACUGUACAUUUUGUGCAAUUACAAGUAUAGAUACGUAACAUUACGGCGUGGUGUCUUGUUCUGUUAAUCAUAGGAGAUGCUAGUCAUGGGUGGUCAAGCGAAA